Seminavis robusta is the source of this 1504-nucleotide messenger RNA. The record is from the annotation of a GenBank genome assembly. NCBI's taxonomy places the organism in Eukaryota, Bacillariophyta, Bacillariophyceae, Naviculales, Naviculaceae.
UUGCUCAUGGGCUCUCGCAACUACAGUGGUCUCUCAGAUAGCCCAAAGCACUAUCGGCACAUUAAUCCAAUCCAAUCCAAAAAGUAUCUUAGCGAAAUGAGCGCUCCCAGGCAUCGUAUCAAACGAAGAUUGGACAACAUGUCUUCUUUCAAGGGUCGAUACAAUGACACCAUGGCGGCGGAAUAUCCGCCCGAUCCUCCUGCCGAAGAUGUUGCGGAAGAGGAGGACAACACAAACGCCGACAAGAACUCCUUGUUGUCUCCCAUUGUCAACUUUGCCACCGGAGAUGCCGUGAGUACUACCAGUACCAAGGCGACUGCUGCGACAGCCAGCGUCAUGAGUCACAGCAACAACAGCACCAUCAACAGUACCAACAAUAGCACCACUAGCACCAUUAGUGAUGACGACAAUGACUACAUUGGCGACGUCGACGAGGAAACUAGCAACCAUGGCGCGAAUACAACCGGCAAUGAUGGAAACAACAACAACCACCGAGGUAAGAAUGGUAGGACCUUUGGCAAAGGCAAGAGUGGCCGUCGUAAGAAUCCCUUUGGAGCCAUGGCGCGUCGCUUGGGCAAGGGCAAAUCGUCCGCAUCUGAAGAACCUAGGAGCAAGGAACAACUGGCUGCCGCAGUCUCGGAUGCUUUGGGUGCCUUUGAUUACGAUGACGACAAUACCAACAACAACAAUUUCACAAUCUCGGAUGAGGGCGAAGAACUGGAUCCCCCCAGGGUCAAACCCUUGCCUUUGGCUCCCACCAAACAGUCGGCCAGCAGCAAAAACAAUUCCCCCGUGGCGGAGGCCUUUCAAACCUCUGUCAUUGUCUUGACGCAGGUUGUGGCGGACAUUGGCAUGGCUGCAGCCGAGGCCGAAGCUGAGGCCAAUGGGUGGGAUGUGACCAUUUGCAUCUCGGAUACCGUCGGGAUCCCCAUUCAAGUCAAGCGUAACACCGACAUGAUUGGUACGGCGGCAUCCUUUGACUUGGCCGUUGGCAAGGCCAAAAUGGCCUCCAUGUUUGGCAGACCCACCGGCAGGCCUGGUGCUGGAACUCAAGAUGCCGCAUCGGCGGCCUUGGUCUCCCUCUACCCAUACCUCCACAUGAGCGGAGGGGUUCCCCUCAUUUUGAAUGGAACUUGCUGUGGAUCUGUAGGAGUCAGUAGCGGUGGUUUGAUCACGCAGGAUGAUCAAGAAGCGGAUGAGCAGGUGGCAUGGGCAGCUGUAAAGGCCAUGGCGGACAUCUACUGGUCCUACCAAGUGUUGGCUUCGAGUGGAGAACAGUAAGCAGCUGGUCAAGCAAGUCAACCAAACAAGUACUGUGGAUGAUAUUCAUCUAUCUACAAGAAUUCGUUUGAGUGCAUAUUGAAAUUUCGAUUGUGGCGUACCGGUACAUGGGGAAGCAGAGCGUCAACAACCAGGUACCUGGUAUUUGCUACGGUGCAUUUAUUCUCAAGUUGAGACUGUUACAUUUGUUUUCUAACGAUAUCUAUAGACAAAUUUGACGUCC